UGAGGAGAGAGGGUGAAAAUACAGGCUGAGAGUGAGUGCGUGAGGGUGAAAGUCAGGGUUAUGAGAGUGGGGGAUCGUGUGAUCGAGGGUGAAUGAGUGAGAGUGUGUGAGAGGUUUAGGGAUUAAGGUGUUGCGAGUGUGUCUGUGUUUGUGUGCGGGAGUGUAUGUAAGUUGGUGAGUCACAGCAAUGCCAUACCCUGGCCUGCCAGGAGAAUGCGUACCGGCAAAAUGCGUGCUAAUCUCCGUUUAAUCUCUAUAGGAUAGAAUGUCGCCCCUCGUGCGUGGGUUUUCUCUGGGUGCUCCGGUUCCCUCCCACAUGCAUGAACAUCAAUUGGCCGAAAACACCUUAAUUUAUAGAGGACCGCAGAUCUUGGGCAAUUAUUGGCAGCACCGGCUCACUGCCUGGCUGCAGUUUACCCACUCGUCUGUGGUUCCUCGCGUCUCUCGAGUCAUUCUCUUUGAGAGUGAGCGAAUAUUAUUAAAGCCGCGUCGAUGUAAGUGACAGCAAGUUUUCUGUUAAACUUGGGGUGCGGCAUGGAUUCCCUUGGUCCCUUGCGCAAUUUAACAUCUUUAUGACCACAUAGUUCAUUUACAAGAACACCUGUACUGAUUUGAAACAUUCAAUCUGGUCUCCCAUGAUCCAUGCUGGGUUUAACCAGGCUGAAUUGUGUGAGGGGCUUACAGUUCCUUUUGAAAUAUCUGGCAGGACACAGUCCCAUGAGUGAGCUCCUCUUGCAAGCGAGGGUCAUAGAAGCCACAUGCCCAGCCAUUGAUUGCAUGCCCAUGCUGCUUGAUCUUGCGUGUGUUUUCAUUAAAAAGUAUGAACGAACAAUUCCAGUAUUUAGCAAUACUAUACCGAGUCACUUGAGUGUUGAUUUUUUUCUGGGCAAUUUUAUUUGUGCUAAUGAAAGGUAUUGGUUUCAAAAAAUGUACACGGUCAUUUACAUAUUACCUAUGCAAAGCAUUUGUUUCAGCGUUGAUUCAAUCGAUCAUACAUUUUUAAUAAGUAUUUUUAUUCACAUGUAUUAAAAUGUAAAAAAAAAAAUCCCCAAUUAAUGGGACAUUUUUGGCAUGGAUGUUUUCCUGUUUCUAAUUCCACAACCCCUACUGACACUUAGGACUGGAAUGUGUAAUGACAUGCACUGUAUUCAAUCGUUGAUUACGAAAGUUUAAUGAACACACAAGUAGCACAUUGACCAUAUUGCCGGUGCUUUAAAAAUAGACUUAAAAUUGUCUUUUUCAGGAAAAUAUCCUCACUUUCCUAAGAUUUAACACGUUGGCUUGCAUGCGAUGAAGAACAGCAUCACCCAUGGCUGUCGUCAGGAAGUGCAGCAAUGGACGAUGAACAUCGGAGAAUUGGAAAGUGGCUGGAAGGCAGCAGUGGCUCGCAUGAAGGCCGGAGCGAUGCUUCAGACUGUGCCGAAACGGCACCCGCACACUCGGCUUGCUGUGCACAACUCAAGCCUCUGUCCCACCAAGUGGCUGGACAUGUGGAUGGGAAAAAGAAGGGCCUCGGCAUGCGGCAGCACCCCGACGGCUCUGUGCUGAAACACGUGCAGCCCCCUCCACGGGGACAAAGGGAGGUGGAUUUCUACAAAACGGUAUUUAAUGCCGAAUGUAAAGACGAGAGAAUUAUCUUCCUGCGAGAACAAGUUCCAAGAUUCAUGGGCACAUGGAUACCUCCUAAUUCUCCCAAUACUGUGUAUCUGAAGUUAGAAGAUGUGACAUGCAAAUUCAAUAAGCCAUGCAUUAUGGAUGUGAAGAUGGGACGCCAGAGUUAUGAUCCGUGUGCCUCACAAGAAAAAGUGGACUAUGAGCGGGCCAAGUAUCCCCUUAUGCAAGAGAUCGGAUUCCUUGUUCUGGGCAUGAGAGUUUACCAGCCUGAAACAAACACUGAUGUUGUUUAUGAUAAAUUCUUUGGCAGAAGUUUAGAGCCAGAUAAUCUCAGAGAAGGCAUUUCCAAGUUUUUCCAUAAUGGGCAUUGCUUGCGGUUGGAUGCACUGGAGUGUGUGAUACAGAGGCUGGAGAAUAUUUACACUUGGUUUCAACAGCAACGGAUAUGGAAUUUUUACAGUAGCUCUCUGCUCAUGGUAUAUGAAGGAAAUGCUCCUCCUCAGACCGUUCAUUCCACACGGACAACAUCACCAGCCACGUGUGAGUCUGAAGCAGCCAGCAGAACACAUGACGGGUGUACACACAGCAGGGCCUUUGGAAGUGAACGUGACCCACCGUUAGCAGUUCACCCUAUUGCCGCCACCGAGGCAACCUGUCAUGAGCAGUCAGCUGUGCCUGGUCCUAUUAUUGAUGUGCCUCCUGGCAGCAUUGGUUUAGAAGAGGCAAUAAUCGGCAAUCAUUUUGUGAAAUUGUGCACCUCUGUGGAUGUUUGCCAGCCAAAUGUUUACUUGUUGCAAACAAGUAAUUCUGAUACUCAAGCUUCCUACGUGUUUGAUUCCUGUUUGGACAACACAAAUGCAGGUUGCUUAUGCAGACAAGUGGCUGAGUCUCGCACCAAGGAUGUUCACAGAGACUACGCGCGCUCCGUCGGCACGGUGAGGACUUGCAGGCAACACGUGGAUGUGAAGCUGAUUGAUUUUGCUCACGCAUUUAUCUCGGAAGAAGUCGACGAGGGCUACAUUUACGGACUCAACAAUUUGAUUGCAGUGCUCAGGGAAAUCCUGGAAAAGGCAGGAGAUUAGUUUUGCCAUGUCCUUCAUCCGACAAAAAGUGUAUUAUAUUUUUAGUCAAACCAAGCGGUCUUCCCUAUGCGAAUGUAAAUAAUGAAUUUGUGUAAACCUAAAUUUGUUCUAAUUACAUAAGGCUUGGAAUAAUUUGUCCAAUUUUGUGUUAAAACAUUCCAACUAUGAAACGCCAUGAAAAAUUUAUUCAGGUGCUCAAUAUUUCUGUUUUAUUGAGCUUAAGGAAAUAAGCAUAAAGGCUCCUGUUAAUAACUAAUACUGCAAACAUGUAUGUUGCAUACGUUCAAGCUAUUUUAUUUGAGCACUCAUAGAAAAGUCGACUCACGUGAGAGUGUGAUUGAAUAGGUCAAGACUAAACUUUGCAAGAAUGAUAUUAGCCUUCGUACAUUGGAAGCUACUUGGUAUAAUUGGCCUUUACCGCUGUCUUCUUGGAAACUGUCUUCCAUUAACAUCUUAAGAGAGAUAUUACACAGAUGUAAUUGCAAUUGAUUGCUAAAUCGCACUGCAUCACUGCACGCACGCCUGUCCCAUUCCACUCACUGGUUGACAUUCAACGCUGCCUUCAUGUUUUGAAGUGUAAACUCCCAAAAUCAUUUUCACCAUUCAACUAUAAUUAAAAUGGUUCAUCAGCAAUGUAAAUUCUUGCUUGAUAGCUUUUCUGUUGCAAAGCACUCAAUUCAUCAUCAUUGUUAUUAUUUACCGUAUAUAUCUUACAUUUAACGUUACAUAUGAAUGAUGAAAAUAAUACAAAUUAACAGCUGCAGAGCCUAGUGAUCACCAUGGUGAUUUCUGUCGUGAUCCAUCAAACCAUGCUGUCUUCCAUGAAGUGAAUAUUCAAAAAAAGGAAGUAUGUUGUGUUUGUGCUAUGGAUGUAAACACAAUUGUUGCAUUUCAGCGCUUACAACCAUUUUAAAACUAUAAUUUAAAACAUUGAUAAUUGCUCGUGCUAUGAGAAUGCACUCGGCCAAGUUGCCAUUUCCAACCCUGUCGGUACACUUUCGUUUAUUUAACUUUUAGCUAAUUAAACAAAUGGCUUUGUUCAUUUUUAUCAUCUUUCUAUUUCCUUGUUUUUAAUUUCGUGACUUAUUGCAAUGCUGAGUGUCUUAUAUCGUGCUUUGAAAUCCUUGAUGAGAUGCACUUUAUAAAUAUUGUUAUAUGGUUGUAAAAGCUGUAAUAGCUCAAAUUUGGCUCUCAGCUCAGUGUUUGAAUAUUGAAUGAAUGUCGGCUAUUGAAUUGAACGAAGCCUGUUAGCAAAUUUGGACCGCGACACCAACGGGCAAUGGCCUACUCCUUUCCUAUGAUGCCACAGGAUCUUUAACCUCCACUAUGAAGCAGGCGGUAUGCAUUCACAAUGAUUACACCUGCAGUAUUAACCAGGGUGACCUGCCGGAUUUGAACCACGAACCUCCGCAACAAGCAGCGAACGAGCUACCGCUUGGCCGUGUCCACCGCUUCAUGUGGCGCGCGUCUGUAACGCGAAUCCACACUGGAGACGGUGCAAGUGGCACUCGGCACGCGUGCACAACUCGGCUGUUCGAGCAACGUUUGCAUCGGUCCCGUCAACGUCAAUUUGACAGCAGUGUGGAUGUUGUGCAGUGCGAGCAGUGUGGUGAAUCGUGAGUGUUUAUAUUAUUAUUGUGCCCUGCCAUGCCUGGAAAAUUGACAUUUCUGCUCUCGAUCUCAAAAGCUGCGGAUGUAAGCCUUUACACCCCAGUAAUUUGAUGAUCUGUUAUGACCCAUGGCGUAUGGCCCUUUGACCCUAAUGUCACUUCUCAAAUUAUGUUCCUGCAUGGUCAGACCACAUAUUCAUUUCUUACCUUUUAUUUGGGAAUGUUACAUGUAAAUAGUGCAGUUAACUUUAACACUCGCAACUCCAUAUCUUUCAACCCGUUGUGCCGACAUUACAUUACACAGCACAUUUUCAUUCAUAUCUGAGGAUUGACUCGGACUUAAAUGUUCUUAUAUUGUGACUGUUUUUAUGCGGAGAGAACACCUCUGUUGUGUAUUGAUUGCAUUGCUUGCAGAUAUUGUCAUCUGGAAGAUGAGUGUGAGAUCAGAGUUUUUGGGUCAUCUUAUAGUUUUGAGAGGACGUUUGACUUUAAAGUGCAACUCAGAACUUUUCUGAUUAUCCGAUCGGACCAAUUCAGUUUAAAACUAAAUAAAUUGGAUUCACCCUAGGCUAAUUCAAUCGUAUAUACAUCAUUAUACCUGAAACCUCAACAUUGGUUAUCAUAGUGUUCUAUUUCUCACGGUUGACAUUGUUAAAAAAUAUAGUUUAUACUUGAUUGUUGUGAAGAAAUUAUUGCCGAUGUUUCAUGCCCACUUCACUUUUAAAAGUAACACAGUGCUGGGAAACCGCAUGGGCAGCACUGUACAUAGCACAGUAUUUUUGUAUCCUGGAAUUGCCUCAUUUUUAAAGGACAGUGUUGAAUAAAUACAAGAAUAAGUGUAUUGUCCUCGGAGGUACCAUUGGUGCAAAAUGGGAAGCAUUAGUUGGUAUUAUCACACAAACGCAUGGUUAUUUAAACAGUGCUAUUCCAUCCAACAACCACCUGUCCAUUCCUACACAAUCAGUUUCAUAUAAAGUUGAUUGAGUGUUUGAGACGUAUUACUUCCGUUCAUGAGAUGAGUCACCUCUUUAAGGCGUUGCAAAGAGACGAGGGCAUUUUGCUGACAUACAUGUGCAAAGUUUAACUUUAUAUGCAGAUAAAGCAGAGACUUUCCAUAAACUGCACUAAAUUGAGGAAGGAGGGUAUAGAAUUUUGGUGCAAAUUGAAAUAAGGUUUAUUUUAUUAUGUUUUAUUUUAUUUCCUUUCUACGUUACUUUACCGAAAUAACCAAGAAGAAGGUAAAUCCUACUUGUGCAUGGAUUCUGUAACCCUUUGCAACAGACCUUGCCCUCUUUAAGUAAUGUUUAAACGCAGGUGCACGAGCUACUAUGGCAUGGAUUAUAAACAGUUAACUCACAAUGCAUCACCUUUAAUUGAUUGUCGUUAGCCCAUGUCAGGCACGACACGAUGCAUUAACAUUUUCGACACUAGUUGGGAAUCGUGCAAAAAUGCAGCUAACCAACGUACUGUAUUGAACUGUAAUUGGCUACAGAGACCUGGAGUAACGGGACAGCGUGUUUAACCAUUGCCCUGGCCAACUGCUUUGCAAGCCCUAGUUGCGCUCGAUCCAGAGGCAACAGCCGCGCCAAUGCCAGCCGAGUCGCUCCUCCGUGACCCCGUCCCAUCCCACCUCCACCCGUGCAGCUCCCCCAUCAUGUUCCGUCGCUGGAUUGGCGAUCUAGGCGAGGUUGUGGAUGAAAGUUGUGGGGAGUGUUGUUAAAAGAUGAAUUCAGUUUUAGACGUGUUUAAGAUAGCAAAUGAUGCAGUGUUAAGCCUCGCAGAGUCGGCGUGACCCAAGAUUGGCCACCUUCCCGAACAGCAGAGCUUCUCGGCCUUCUUCAUUCCUCGGCACUCACUUUCGAGGUGGCUCGCUUUUCGCAGCACACUGAACCAACAACAAAUCGUUUUAGGUCCUAAAUCCAAAAGUCGAUUGAUUGUGGCCGGCUGAUGAUCUGUGUGCGUCUCUCAAGCGAUACGCCGCUAUGGACGAUCUUUCCACCGUCAUGCAAUUGUGGAUUUUCCACAAUCGCGUCGUGUGUCGCUCUCUUUUUGAUCACCACCGCGCCUCCCCCCCCCCCCACCCAGGUCUCGCCUCAAUUAGAAUUGCAUGCGCACGAGGCUCUGAUUUAAUCACUCACCCGGCUCAGCCGAUUAAUGAAGAGGGGAAGUUGUGUGUUUUGUAUGCGUCAGUCAGUGCGCAUGAAUGUGUCUGUGUGUGUAACCGAUAAUUGUUUUCUUAGGGUGGCCAUCUGUUCGUCUAUUUAAUUAUGUUUUUGUAGCAUUUCUGUCCGUUUCCAGCUCUCAUUUGGAUGUCUGUGUGCCUGGUCUAGUUGUGUUAAUUAUUUUAUGAAUUGUGUAUCUGGGGCUUUGCUGCCACCGGUGAUUAUGAAUGGCCGCUCUCGAGGUGGUAACACGGCGCGGGGUGAGGUGGCAACGGGUAAGGGCAAGAAGGCGGGCCUCCUUUAUAGAACGGGAUAUGGCAGUGUUCACGAAUGUUCAGAGGGAGCCACUUUCGCCGAUAAGACAUGAGUGUGAGGGCCGCCACACGUUUGAAACAAUUGGGGUUGGACGGCACGAUGGAUUGUUUCCACAUUUGUAUAUUGUCGGGGACCGCACUAAUGGCCACCAGUGGCCCGCGGGCCUUACAAUGAAGAACACUGGUGAUGAUACAAACGUGGCCUGGUAGAUGAACGAGGCGAGUGGCAUCACGGAAUGAGCACCUCGUUGCUGAGAUGACCUCGUGGCUUCACGACGAGGAGUCGUGGAUGAGCAUGGACGCAGGUCCAGAUGGUCCGGUCCAGGCUGUGUGGCUGUGGAAAAUGAGCCGAGAAGAGUCGUCUUGGGUAUGCAGGGCUAUAGUGCACAUUUACUGUAAUGACAAUUACCCCACAAACAGAAAAUACAAAGCUUGUCAAGAGUAUGGUUGGUUUUAGGGUUUGUUUUGGUUGAGAAUCUACUGUACAUAAACUUUAAUAUGGAUGACAGAUUCGCUUAUUCUUGUUGAGAAUACUUGAUUUGUGUUUGCAAAUGUUUUUUUAAAAUAUUUUAUUUUCAAAAGUGAAUGUUUAAAUGUGUGGCAUUUAGUAAAUAUGAUCGGGCAAUUAUUGGUGUUUGAUGGUUCAUUAUUAAUCGUGACGAUGUUUAAGGAUGACAGCCGUUAUUUAAAGAGUUGAAUCAUUUGAGUGGAUUUAACUCAAUGUGUUUUCAUUGGUUCUUCGCGGUGUGUCAGAUUGCUAUAAUUCUACGCUAAUGCUGAUUAAAAUGACCUCCACUCUUUUAUAAAUGACUAAAUUGAAAUUGCCUCUUCACAUGAGCAAAGGGGACGCACUCCACUGUAGUGGCCGCAUACUGAGCCAGUGAUGGAAAUUCCGUAUUCCCGUGGUGGGGACAAGUCUUUUCGGUAGGAUGACCACUCUUAAUUUUCCAGAGCGGUGCUCAUUUUUAUUACCUCCAGAGGGAGGACGAUGGGCCGAGUCAAAGGCUGGCUCGGGUUUGAGGCUUGUAAGCUGGCACUUAGCACAUCGCCAGAGUCAUUUUAAUUUGUGAGGAUUGUUUUUUUUCGGUUAUCAACCAUCUAAACCACUGCUGUCCACCAUGCCGUCUUGCACGCCCCCGUGAAGAAUGAUGUUGCCCCGCAGUGACUUUCACAGCCCUAAAGCAUUUUACAUUAUAAGCAACAACAAAAAUAUAUAUAUAUUUUUAAAAUAACAAAACAUAACUGGAAUGGAUUUACCGUAUUUAGUAUGCUUAUCAGUUCUAUUUAAAUUCGUAAUCAAAUGUCAAUAAACUAUUUUAACAGUC
Messenger RNA from Petromyzon marinus (sea lamprey), 8107 nucleotides. NCBI's taxonomy places the organism in Eukaryota, Metazoa, Chordata, Hyperoartia, Petromyzontiformes, Petromyzontidae. The record is from RefSeq and is a predicted model, not a curated record.